UGAUAGACAAAUAAAUUGUUCUUCUAGGCUAUAACGAUGUAGAUGCAUUGGCCAUCACGACUGGUAAGCCAGUAGAAAUAGGCGGUAUAAAUGGUCGCACCGCCGCCACGGGACGUGGUCUAUUUAAGGCGGCUGAAUGUUUUAUUAUGGAUAAAGAUUGGAUGGAUUUAUUAGGCUGGAAGACUGGUUGGAAAGAUAAAACCGUGAUCGUACAAGGGUUUGGCAAUGUCGGUUCCCAUGCAUCCGUUUUUGUAGUGGAAGCCGGUGCCAAACUGAUCGGUGUUCAAGAAUUUGACGUGUCUCUAGUAAAUGAGAAUGGCAUUGAUCCAAAGGACUUAAUGGAGUAUUAUGCAAAAAAUAAUAAAUCAAUCAAGGGCUAUACCAAAGCCACCGAAAAAGAGGGCAGUUUGUUGGGUGAAAAAUGCGAUAUACUAAUGCCUUGCUCUACGCAAAAGGUUCUCACUGUCGAAAAUGCUAACAGUGUACAAGCCAAGAUGAUUUUAGAAGGCGCUAAUGGUCCUUCGACGCCAGCUGCCGAUGAAAUAUUACGUAAAAAGAAUGUACUCAUUAUACCGGAUUUGUUUUGCAAUGCUGGCGGUGUAACGGUAUCCUACUUGUGAGUACUUAAAGAAUAUCAAUCAUGUAUCUUAUGGCAAAAUGAAUGUUAAAUGCGAGAAAGCCAUCAUCAACGAGAUCUUUAACUCCAUGAAUGAGUGCGAGGAUAAGUUCAAGCCAAACAAAAAGUUAAAGCUCAUAAGAGACUGUACGAAGGAGGCGGAUAUUGUAGACGCAGGACUACAAACAGUUAUGGAAACUGCGGGGGCAGGCAUUAAGAUUGUGGCCAAUGAAUUCGGUCUCUGCAAUGAUUUACGCACCGCUGCCAUUAUUUACUCGAUUUCUAAGAUUUUCCGAGCCUUAGAAAUGGAGGGCAUUUCUCAACAAUAAUUUACAGAAUGCAUCUAAAGUCGCUUGGCGAUUGUUUAUUUUUACAAAUUUUACAUUUAUAUAUUUAUAAGAUCCAAAGUGUAAUAUCCUUUUGUAUAUUUUUCUUCACACUUCACUUAACCCCUGUUUUUGGUACCACCCUACCUUUAUAUCUGUUUUUCUGUUUUUGGUAAUAUGGUACUCAUACGACCUGUAUAACCCCAUUUGCGCGCAUCAAAUGCACCAAAAAAGUGGUGAAUGGUACCAAAAAUCCAUCCACCAAAUGCACCAAAAAUUGAUUGAUAAUUUCCGAUUUUGGCCUUAGUAAAAAAAAAAGCGAUUUUACUAAGGCCAAAAUCGGUAAAGAUAUGCGCAUGUACGGUUUGUUAUAAACAUAAUAAACAUAAUAAACAUAAUUUGAUCGCGAACGUAAUGCGCAUGUGUAACUGCCAGUUGGAAAAAUUUAAAUUUGAAAAAUUCUAAUGUCGACUAUACAGUGUCAAUUUUGGGCAAAAAAAUUAAAUCAUAAA
Messenger RNA from Zeugodacus cucurbitae (melon fly), 1454 nucleotides. RefSeq names its product glutamate dehydrogenase, mitochondrial-like. Gene Ontology annotation, molecular function: L-glutamate dehydrogenase (NAD+) activity. The record is from RefSeq and is a predicted model, not a curated record. Gene Ontology annotation, biological process: L-glutamate catabolic process. Gene Ontology annotation, cellular component: mitochondrion. The coding region runs from base 147 to 620 and encodes 157 amino acids. NCBI's taxonomy places the organism in Eukaryota, Metazoa, Arthropoda, Insecta, Diptera, Tephritidae. The transcript has 3 exons.